UUUGUUCUUUAUUUCAGAAAUAGCAAAUCAAAAUGCCUAUCACACUGCAAUCAUCGGACGACGAAAAAUUUGAGACCGAUGUGCAAAUAGCAAAAUGCUCGGGCACAAUCAAAACCAUGUUGGAGGAUUGUGGUAUGGACGACAGCGAAAAUGCUACUGUUCCAUUACCCAAUGUAAAUUCUGCCAUACUACGUAAAGUACUUACCUGGGCAACUUAUCACAAAGAUGAUCCACAACCAACCGAAGAUGAUGAAAACAAAGAAAAGCGUACUGAUGAUAUCUCUUCUUGGGAUGCAGAUUUUCUAAAAGUUGAUCAGGGCACACUAUUCGAAUUGAUCUUAGCCGCUAAUUACUUGGAUAUAAAAGGAUUAUUAGAUGUUACUUGCAAGACUGUGGCCAAUAUGAUCAAAGGGAAGACACCAGAAGAGAUACGUAAAACUUUCAAUAUAAAAAACGAUUUUACACCAGCCGAAGAAGAACAGGUGCGUAAGGAGAACGAAUGGUGUGAGGAGAAAUAAAAUGUUAAUUGUUGACUCAAAAUUAAUAAGCAUUCGCUGCUCACACUUGCGCUUUUAAUGGAUUUACAUAUGUAAAAUAUAAACGAAAUAACUAAAAAGCAGUAUGUAAUUUUAAUCAAAAUUAUAUGGCUAAAAUUACAUAGCAGAGGUUUUACCAAAUCUCACCAGGUUUAAAGCACUUUAUCAUAAUAAAUGUAAUUGACUCUCCCCAGG
This is a messenger RNA of Rhagoletis zephyria (snowberry fruit fly), 731 nucleotides long. Its product is annotated as S-phase kinase associated protein 1 SKP1-related A. NCBI's taxonomy places the organism in Eukaryota, Metazoa, Arthropoda, Insecta, Diptera, Tephritidae. Gene Ontology annotation, biological process: ubiquitin-dependent protein catabolic process. The record is from RefSeq and is a predicted model, not a curated record.